Messenger RNA from Schistocerca serialis cubense, 1116 nucleotides. Its product is annotated as piggyBac transposable element-derived protein 3-like. The transcript is spliced from 3 exons. Bases 1 to 1116 code for a protein of 371 amino acids. NCBI's taxonomy places the organism in Eukaryota, Metazoa, Arthropoda, Insecta, Orthoptera, Acrididae. The record is from RefSeq and is a predicted model, not a curated record.
AUGGUGCAUCUUUACAAUGUUCACAUGGCACGUAUAAGAAGAGGUUCCAUGAACUGGUACGAAAAAGUACUGAGAGUCUUGGAGCCCAAUAAGUUUUAUGGAAAACGUAAGAAAGGUGAAGAAUAUGAAGUUAGAACUAUUCCUGGGUAUGAAUCAGAAGAUUCUGUCUUAGAUUCAGAUAGUGUGGAUGAUAUUGAGAUAGUAGAAAAGCGUCAAGGUGACAUAAUUAUAGGUGAGAGUGAUAAUGAUAGUGAAGAGGAUGGUGAUAAUUCUGUACUUGUGACUAAUGAAAGUGAUAAAGAGAAUGUUAGUGAUGAAUUUCAAGUCAAUUAUGAGUGGAGACGUUCUAGCAAUCGUAUUAUUCGUCCUGUUCAACCAUGGAAGUGUUGUUUCCCUUGUGCACCGGAAGAACCUCGCCUACCUAUGACCUAUUUUAGGCAGUUGUUAGAUGAUAAAAUUUUGGAAAAUGCUGUAGAUCAAACCAACUUAUAUGCAAUACCGAAAGACAUUUCUAAACCAAUAAACACUGAUAAAAAUGAGAUUGAACAAUUUUUGGUUGUUAUUCCAGCUGUUGCUGAUGUAAUGAGCCUCAAUAGGUGGGAGCAGCUAAAAUUAGGCCUCCAUUUCAAUGAUAACGAAACUAUAGAUCAAGCUGACACAUUGUACAAGAUCAGACCCUUUCUGGAGCCAUUGGUUGAAAAUUUUCGAAGAAUUCCCAUGAGUGAAAAAUUGUCAGUGGAUGAACAGAUGAUUCCUUUCAAGGGAAGACACACCUUGAAGAAUUAUGUCAAAAAUAAACCUAAAAAAUGGGGUUACAAAGCAUUUGUCUUGUGUGAUUCACAUGGAAUUGCACAUAAUUUAGAGAUAUAUUCAGGGAAAGUGAAACAUGACCCAUCCUUACCUGAUGUAGGUGUGAGUGGAAAUGUUGUUCUCAGAUUGGCUUCUGUAAUAUCUAGACACAUGUUUCACAAACUGUAUUUUGAUAAUUGGUUCAUAGGAGUUUGGUUAGAAGUUGAACUAGAAGAGAUGGGUAUUCAGUCUUUAGAAACUGUGAGACCUAAUCGGCUCAAAGGCUGUAUGUUCACUUCUGGCAAAGUCAUGAAAAAGAAGGGUUGA